This is a messenger RNA of Stylonychia lemnae, 891 nucleotides long. The record is from the annotation of a GenBank genome assembly. Lineage: Eukaryota; Ciliophora; Spirotrichea; Sporadotrichida; Oxytrichidae.
AUGAUCGCCUAAAAGUAUAUCUUUAUCUCAGCUGUCCUCACCACCUUCCUAGGAACUUCCUUCUCAAUCUCAAUGAAGGCAGACACUAACAGAAGAGUUUUCACUUAAUCUUCAAGCUUAAUUAAGAAAAUACUUGCUUCUCAAAUUAGAUAAGACGACGAUGGCUAAAAUAACAGCACACAAUUUAACUCUACAGGAGAAUAUUACUCUACAGAAGAAAAUAAUUCUACUGGAGAAUAUAACUAUACUGAUGCAUCCGCUGAUAGCUAUAACUACUGCCCUUACGGCAACUACAACUUGACCGAAGAUGAAUAGAGCACAUUCGAUUCUCUUGUUGAAUAUGCUUGGUAAGUUGUGACUUCAUUGUCUGCUGAUUUCGAUAUGGACAAGGAAGAGUUCAGAGCUGCAGGUGAAUAAGGUCUCUAAUAAUUAUGCUACUAAUACCAAUUUGAAUGGUUUGUCAAUCAAACAUAUGAAGAGCUCAAUAGAAUGAGUCAAGGAUAUUAUUAUCAAAACUAUACUCAAGAAGAUGAUAAUCAAACAUACUAUCAAACAUGGGUCCCAUCUGAAUAAGACUUGAAGAAAAUUGAUCAACUAGUUUCCAAAUACGUUGUAGAGUUAGUACUUAUCAAGCAAAAAGAAGUACAGCAAAUUGCUGAAGCUUAUACCAAUUAUACUACCAACCCUGAAGACUUUGAGAGAAACUAUUAAGAGUUAGAAAGAUACGUAAACAGAAUCAUUGCAGAGCUUAAUGGCGACUACAGCUACUCAUACAGUAACAAUUACUAUGCCUAAUCCUAGAAAAACACCACCAAGCCUCAACCUCAUCAUCCAAAGAGAAAAGCAAAGGCUUAACUCACAAACUUCUGGGAUCAUCAUUCACAAGAAUGA